GCCACCGCGGUUGGGUAACGUUAAGAUAGCAGCCAGCCACAGGCAGGUGGGACUGCCUUCGCCGCCUCCCCGGCGAUGGGCUCAGCCUGGAGCAGCCCCGAGGAGCGAGAGCCCCUCUUGCCCCCUACGCCGCCCGCCGGGCCGCCGCCGUUUGCUCAGCAUGGCCAGUCCUAUCGGGCGGCGGCGGCGGCGGCGGCGGCGGAGUCGCGGGGCAGAGGGACGCCUCCGGCGGGACCCCUGCCUCGCCUGCCGCCGGUGCCGGGCCGCGUGUACGGGCGGCGCUGGCUGGUGCUACUGCUCUUCUCGCUGCUGGGCUUCGUGCAGGGCCUGGUGUGGAAUACGUGGGGCCCUAUUCAGAACUCGGCCCGCCAGGCCUUCGACUUCUCCAGCUUGGAUAUCGCCCUGCUGGUCUUCUGGGGGCCCAUCGGCUUCGUGCCUUGCUUCGCCUUCAUGUGGCUGAUGGACAAGAAGGGCCUCCGGAAAACUGUGCUGCUAACAUCCUUUCUCAUGGUAGUCGGUGCUGGCCUGAGAUGUAUACCUGUAUCCAACCAAGAAACAAGGAAAUGGCUAAUACAUGGAGGACAUCUGUUAAAUGGAUUGGCAGGCCCAACUGUAACAAGCGCUUCUCCACUUCUUUCUACUACAUGGUUUUCACCAGAUGAGCGUGCCACUGCCACAGCUAUUGCAUCGUUGAUCAGUUACCUGGGUGCAGCAUGUGCGUUUUUAGUAGGACCUUUGGUAGUUCCAGGGCCAAAUAGCACAUCAACAGUUCCACCUGUGUUUGGAAAUAGUCCUGAGUACAUAAAAGACCGCAUUGAGGCUGUAUUGUUUGCAGAAUUUGGCAUUGUGGCUGUGAUAUUCUCUGCAGCACUAGCUUACUUUCCAUCACGACCUCCAUUUCCACCCAGCGUGGCUGCAGCUAGUCAGAGGCUCAGCUAUGGAAGAAGUUUUUGUAGGCUGCUCAGCAAUCCCCGGUUUUUGAUGAUUGCUCUGGCCUAUGCAAUACCACUGGGGGUUUUCUCAGGAUGGUCUGGUGUUCUUGAUUGGAUAUUAACUCCAGCUCACAUAAGCCAAGUGGAUGCAGGUUGGAUUGGAUUUUGGUCCAUUGUAGGCGGCUGCGUUGUUGGCAUAGCACUAGCAAGGUUUGCCGAUUUUAUCAGAGGAAUGCUGAAACUUAUCCUACUUCUGUUACUGUCAGGAGCAACUCUGUCAUCCUUUUGGUAUACUUUGACAUGUUUAAAAACUGUCAUUCACCUUCCUUUAACUACAGCCACACUUUAUACUUCCUGCAUUUUGCUGGGUGUCUUCUUGAAUAGCAGCGUCCCUAUCUUCUUUGAACUUUUUGUGGAAACGGUCUAUCCUGUUCCUGAAGGGAUUACCUGUGGCGUGGUCACCUUCCUAAAUAACAUGUUCAUGGGAGUUCUUUUGUUUUUCUUUAGUUUCUACCAUAGAGAAUUUUCUUGGUUUAACUGGUGCCUCCCAGGUUCCUGCUUAUUAAGCCUUCUACUCAUCUUAUGCUUCAGGGAAUCCUAUGACAGACUUUAUCUGGAUGUGAUUGUCUCCAUUUGAAAACCUAAAGCAAGGCAGUUGAAGAGGAUGGAAAAUAGUACUGGGUUUGACCUGUUUUCUUAGAAAACACAUAGACUAAAGGUUACAGCAUACAUUCAAAUUCACUGGGAUUUUUUGAUUGAAUUUACAAACAAAAAGGGUUAUUUUUAAUUCCUAAUACGGUAUUUUAUCAUUUAGAUUAUUAUGAUGAGUCUUGUAUUUGAAUGGAAUUAGAAUAUUUUUUAAAAAAAUACCUAUUCAGAAGAAUGUGUGCUAGAAGAAAUACGAACUGUGAUAUUUUAUUUAAUAAGCUGUUUGACUGCAAAAAUGUGUGCCAACUAAAACUACUUAUAACAAAAGUAUCAUAGCAAUAUCAUCACAGCUAGGAACUAAUGAUGGGAUUUUUAUGGAUAAAAGCCUCUUUUUAACUCUUUUUCUUUUUUAACUGUUUGAUGUUUUAAUGAGAAUUCUGAUAAUCCCACAUUUGACUUGCUUUGUAAUAACAUGUUAUUUCUUCAUUGUGGUAUGUUCAUACUAGUGCUUCCGUGAUGCCAGAUUUCCAACUUAGUUGUUAGGACUGAACAAAUUGUUGUUCUCUCACUGUGAAUCAUCUUGUUUAAGAGGGAAUUACACUAGGAUUUUGGUUAAAUACAAGAUAAAAGCUUUUAACAUCUCCCUAGUUUUUCUAUUUAAAGCUAUUUUUGCUUAUUUAAUCUAGAGAUACCAUUCUUUUAUUUUCCUCUCCAAAAGACAGACAGACAGACAGGCACAUACAUACACAUGGGGGUGGGGGGCGGGGGGAAGAGAGACUUCUCACUAAAUGGUUCUUGGCAAUUGGUGCUAUAAAUUAUUUGAAAUUAUUUAAAUGUAAUUGCCUUAUAGCCUAAUACAGACAUUAAGGUGAGUGGAUAGAAUUGCAGUCAUGGUAUUGGUAUUUCUGUUCUUAAGGACUUUUAAUGUCUUAUAAAUAUGGCUUGGUAUUGAAGAUUCUUACAUGGUUUCCUAAGAAUUUCUUUUAUUUGUGUGUCCUUCCAUUAGGAAGGAAGCCCUCUUCCCAAAAUCGGUCAAAGCCAAUGAAACAAAGAUUACAGUUUUUCUAUUGUAGGCUAGUCUUCUCAAACUUGUUUACAAUGUAAAGGCUCUGCUUUUGUUUUUUAACAACUGUUUAGUAAAGAGACCUAUUGGUGGUGUCAGUGGCCAUAAGAAUUGCAAGAUCAAAAUUGCAGAAUACCCAGUUUCUGAAAUUUAGCACAAGCUGGAAAAUAUAAUGCUUUUGCUGCUCCUGCAUCCUAUAUUAAGAGGGACAUUUCUAUUUGACUUGUUUCAAAUCUUCUUUCAUCUUCAAUUAAUUUUUUUAAGUCUCCUGUACACCAAAUCUAAAACAAGUUAUACAUUGCUGAAGAUAGCUUGUUUUUCUCAGUGUGGAUUGUGACACACAUAAAGGGAUGUGUUGUGCUGUCCCCCAGAUGACCAUCAUGUGGUCAUUAUGAUUCAGAAAUAGCACUUUUCUGUUUGUAAUUUUUCCUAUAUAUAAGUGAACUAUUUCUUUAGAUUAACUUUCACAAAUGUUGAGUUAUAUGAUGUCUUAUUAUAGAAUGAGGCCACAGUACUUGAUGGGCUAGAAAGAAGGUAUUAUGGCAUGCUUUAAUGACUUGGCUCUUGGUACAGUGGGCUACCAUGGUACCUAUGGAGGCUGUCAAGGGCCACAUUAAAGGGUGAGCUGUGCUGGUUGUAUGAGCUGAAUCUUGAAAGCUCAUGAAAGAUAAGACUUUAUAAUAUAAUAAUAAACAAUAAAAAGUAAGCCAUGCUUUGUAGUUCUUAGUGUAUAUCCCACAUAUUCGGGAAACAAGAAGGGUAAAAUCAGGCUGCCAAUAAUAAACAAAUUUUAAUUUCUUAAAAACCUUUCAGACAAAAACAGCCAGUUUGGUCUAGGUAGGUUAAGGCACCAGGCUAGAAAGCAAGAGCUGUGAGUUUCAAGUUCCACCUUAGCCUACAAAGCCAGCUGGGUGCUUUUGGACCAGUUACUUUCUCUCAGCCCAAGUCAUUUCAGAAGGUUGUUGUUGUGGGGAAAACAGGAGGAGGAAGGUGUGUUGGAUAUGUUCACUGCCUUGAAUUAUUUGUAAAAAUAGCAAAGGUGGGAUAUAGAUAAAUAAAAUCAAUAAGUAAAUCGCUGUAUCAUUGUUAUACAGGAGGGCUGUCAAACUCUCAGCCUGCGGGCUGGAUGUGUCAUGUGCUUGCCAUGGCCACGCCUGGUUUAGCAAAGGAGAAAAAAGUCCCGAUACAUCACAUGACAUUGUCGUGAUGACGUGAGUUUGACACCCCUGUUAUACAGUAAUAAGGGGCUGUGCAGAGUUUGCCUGAUAGAGCAAUGCCAAGAAGCCCCAAGUUGGAUUAUGGCUGUAGUAAAGCCAUAUACAUCAAAUGUAUGAUAGAAAUAGCCCAUGUUUUAUUGUACACAUAAUCUUUCUGUCAUUUGUUAUGUUUCAUUUUUGCUUCUGUUCCGUUUGCUCCCUCGUAUCAGAUUAGAGCUCAUGUAUUAAAUAUUUUCUCAUCAGCAUUCUCUGCCAUUUCUGUUACUGGAGCUUCAGCACUACAGUCGGGGAUCUCUCCGCAGGAGGUCAGGGAAAUUCAAACUUGAAAUAUUUCACAUUAUUAAGCAGUAGCUGACAGUUUGCGAUAGCUUUAUGCCGCUGUUCCACAAGUUUUUGACUAGCUUGUCUGUAAUUGUUACUGAAUAACCCUGCCUGCCCGUCCUGUCUAAUUUCAGAACAUCUGCAAAUGGAGCAACUUUAAGCACAAUUCUAAAUGAUUCUAUAAAAUUAAUUUUUAAAACACCCUGCAUCAUUUGACAAGUUAGCCCUGAAUUCUCAAAUUCCCAGGGCUGUUCCAGUAAUAAUUCUCCCCCAAACUUAUAAUUUGCAUAGAUCAGCAGCAAUAUGGAAUACUGAGUAACAUCACUCUACUUUUGUGUAUAAAUGUAGUCUUGCAUAAUAUCUGUGUUACUAAACAACCUGGCUCAUCCUUUCAGAAAUAUUCCCUUACCAAAUUCAACGGAGACAGAACUUCUAAUGUUCUGUCUUCACUGGAAAAAAUGGCAUCCAUUCAGAGAUGUAUCUUCCUUGAAAAUAGCCCCCAAGUUGAGCUGUAUGGCACCAACAUCAACACAGGAAAUGUUUUAUGACAUUUUGUAUUAUGUAAUAAACUGUUUUAUGUUUAUGUCAUAAAAUGUUUUAUACAAUUUGCCAAAUUUCAAUUCCUAUGAAGAUGGCCAAUAAGCCCAGGGAGACUUGUCUCUCUCUGAAUUGGGUUUUUUCCCCAGUUUAAGAACAAAAGGAACAGGCAUUCCUUUAGUUUAUAUGCACCGUUUUACCCAGUUUAAAAUGAAAGUGAUUAGAAUUUUAGCAGCGUACAGAUUAAUAAGGCUGGAAAGUUACUAACUCAGUUCAGUGUAUGUAGAAAUCAGCAUGAGAUUAUGCUGUAACUUAAGUAGCAUUACGUUUGCAAUGUUUCAUGUGCCACUCUAGGAUCAGUUUUUCCAUACAUAAUUAAUCAAUAUAUGACUAAUUGGGGAAUUUCAAGUACUGUUGAAUUCCAUCUGCACUUGUGACAAUUUUGUUAGCAUUAAAAUAAAUCAAUAAAGGAGAAAGUACUUCUUUUGAAUAUGGUUUUUGUUGUUGUUUUGUUGUUACGAUUACCGUAGCUUGUUGCAGGAGACAACCUGCAUAUUGAAAGGAUGAGUUAGUCAUAGUGAAGAAUUUAACAAUACUUUACUUAAUGUGAACUGUUUCACGUUGCUUCAUAGUGCAAUAUGUUUGCUGAGAGGUAAAGCUCAUUGUAUUUAUUGAACUUUGUUACUACCUAAUUUAUUAUUUUAGCUUUAAUGUAUCCUAAUGAAAUUAGUAGGAUUUGAAAAAUGCAUAAUUUUUAUUGGAAUCUCUGCAAGCUUGCCAUCAUAGAUAUGUGUGAUUUCUACAUAUAAUAACAUAUUAGGACUAUAAAACAUUUUAUACCAAGUUACAUGCAAGCUACUCUUACACAGAGAAUUCUUGGACUUAAAAAAAGAAAGAAAAGAAAAUAGUCACUAGAGACAGGGGAAGGAAUGCUAAACUUUUCCAUGCUUUUAUUCUGUCUGUUAAAUUCUGCUAUUUUCCUCCAUGAUUUCUAAAAAGAAAGAAAAGAAAAGUGGGUGAAGAAUUAAGCAUUUUUAGUCUUCCUGUUUUUCAUAUUGAAAUUCUUUUCUUUGUAAAAGAAAAUUGUUGCAUAGGAGACCCUGGUACCGUGCAGUCUGUUCUGGCUUAUGUAAUAUGUUACUUAGAAAGUGUGUUAAAAAGCUUCUAUCAUUUUUAUCUUGAACUCUAUUUUAAAAUGAGCUUAAGAAUUAGACUUACAAAACACAAAGAAAAAGAUGUCUUAGGUAUAAAAGUGGUGCAAUUCACAGCAAAAGAAUUAUUAGCACCCUUGUUCACGAUUCUCAAUUAUUUCUGAAUAGAAUCUUCAAUUCAGUGAAGGGAAGCUACCAAUAUGCCCUUAGGAUUCAGCUUGGCAUUUUCUUAUGAUGUGUGUAAAUUAAACUGUACUGCUAUUUGAUGCGUUAGAAACAUAACAUUGUCUAGGAUAAUGUGAUUAUCUCUUGUUGAUCUGUUAUAUAGUGCAUGUAUCUUCUUUUCAACAAAUUGGCCCGCCUUAUAUUCAAAAAAUGCAGUAUUGUGAAAAGGCAUAAUGUAAAGAACGCUAAACAGUCUGCAGACAAAUCGCUCUUACUAAUUGAAUUUGCAUGAGAAAAUUUUUGUGUGUGUGUCUUACUAAAAAUGGAACGAAAUACAUAUUAGUUGAAGUUAAGAAAUAUCUUAACCAUUUUCUCUAAAUUGUCUGUAAAGACUUCCUAUGGUUGCAGUUUUGAUUUAUUCAUUAUCUUGAUUGAUAAUGACAUGGAGAACUAUUUUUAAUUUCUAAUUUGCCGGCAGGGCAGAAAUUGUUUUUUGUGAUAUAAUUACAUAUACAACAGACAUCUUAUUUUAUUUUCCAGCAGUAGUGUGAAAAAUUCUCAUAUUUCAUAUAUAGUAAGGGGUAGAAGAAUCACUAUAAACUAUUAAAUAGACAUAGAAUUUUUUCUCUCAUGCAAAUUCAAUUAGAAAAGCUAAGAAGUAGCUAAGUCCCCUGUUCUUGGCCUAAUGCCAUUCAUUUCCAUAUAACUUCUAAAGGGAAAUACAGAUAAUAGUCUUACUUAUGGCUGGAUACAUUUGAAGUUAGAAUGAACCUCCCCUAAACUACUUAUGGUCUAGUUUUGAAAUUCUAAUGGCUGCUCAUCUGCCCACUUCCCCUAAUUGUAUGAUCACAUUUGGGGGGCUUGGCAACUAGCAUGCAUUUAUGGCCAUUUGCAGUUGUCCCGUGGUCAUGUGAGACCCUGAUUUUCAGCAUUUUUUCCCUAGAAACCAGCAUUUACUUCUGCUUUCUGGGAAAAAUAUGCGCAUUAGGUUGGUUAACAACCGCCAUAAAAAAAGGACGUAAAAUUGGACACAGUCAUGUGAUCUAUUUGACUACUGCCAUGACUUACGGCCAUAAUUCCAGGUUCAAUUACAGCCAUAAGUUGAGAACUAUCUGUAUCUCAGUGGACUGUAUCUCAUCUCUGCCUUUAUUAGAGAGAUAUAAACUUUUAUAAGUGAGAUUUCAUUCUCUGCUACAUUUCUUCUGAAUAAAACAAGUAGAAAAAAUUAGAAUUAGAUUAGACAAGAAUUAGACAAGAAUAUUGACUCUCAGUUUAAUUCUAUCUAGAUUCUCUGACUACAUGCAUUAUCAGCCAAUAGGCAUUUCUUUUUUUAUUGCUUCUAAUAUUUGAGAUAUUGAUUAGUUCGAUAUCAGAAUAAAUAAAAGAACUUAAUUCCAAGCAUGUAUAUUUAUUAUUGACGUAACAGAAGUCUCAGGAAUAUAUAUUAAUAGAUUAUAUAUAGCUUUCAUGCAAAAAAUUUUUUGACUUAAACAAACCUGUUUUCUGUCAAUAGCCAGUGAUUUCCAUCCUUGCAUUGUAAAUUGACAAAAUAAAUGAGCAGCAAAGUAUUUUUACAUGCAGGAAAAAAAUUGUAAUCAUAUGACUUCAUUGUACAUACAAAAAUGUAAAGGACUUAAAAUAUUUAUGAGCACUAAAGAUGGGGAGAUUUAUCUUUGUACAAAUGUUUUAUAUGUGGAGAGAAUAAGUUUCUUCCAGGAUGAGUACUACAGGAGUCCUUGUUUGGUGACUUCCUCAUUUAGAGGCAGUUUGCAAAUAAGGAUGAUGAAAAAAAAUAAAUUUGCUAUCGAUCUUUGCAUUUACAGCCUUCAUAGAUCUUUAACGUAAGAUUUGUGUAAGUAAGAUCGUUAGCACAGUUACGGUUUUGCUUAGCUACCACUUUGCUUAACAACCAAGUUGCUGAUCCCAAUUGGGGUCCCUGAACAAGGACUAUCUAUACUACACAUUUUAAAAUAUAUGUUUUUUUCCCUGAAUAAAUCAUUUUCUGGUGUGCAUUUAUUCAGCUGCUCGAUAGUAAGAAAUGCAUUGUACCCAACACCCAAUUCAGCCUUCAUAUUAUGAACAAAUUAUGCCCAUUAUUACAUCUGUACAAUGAAUUUGAUUGGUUAGCUUGUUUUUAAAGCACCUGCUGGGGGUGGGAUCUGUGACUGGUGGGUGUUGUUUCACAGUCCAAGCCCUGCCCUUUUGGUACAUCUGUCUGUAUAUGGAUACAAAAGGGAACGGUGGGUGGAUGCCGUGCCCUCAAUCUUGCAGAUUUUGGCACAAAUACACACAAAGCACAUUGAGCCUGUAGCAAUGUGCAGAGCCUGUGAUACAUGGUAAGGAAAAAAGGAUGGCAUGAUUCCCAAAACUUGGUUGAGAAAAUAAGAAAUCUGGCCCAUUACCAGCUGUCCUGGUGUUGUGAAGAAAUCUGUGUUACCUGACCUGAAAACAUGGUCAAAUGUGUAAUCUCUGAGUAAAAAAAUAAUCUGCUACAACUAAUUGUAGUCCAACAACUUAACUCAUUUUCAUUUUACAUAAUCUGCUCCAUUCUGUAUGAUUUCCUCCACUAAGCAGGAAACCAUAUAAAGGGGUAUCAAGGGCCUCCUUCCCUUCUUGGAAAGGAAAUUUUAUUUUGUUCUUUUCCUGACAUUGGAAAUAUACUUUUUCUUGUUAAUAUAUUCUCAAGCGUGUUUUGCUUUAUUAAGCUAGAACUGUCUUUCGUGUCAUUUGGUGGCUUGGCAUUGCAGAGUACCUUUGAGAAUGUUAAAUUUCUACAGUUUUGGAUAUCCAUCUGUCAUCUUAAGUUUAAUUUUUAUUCUCUGUUAAAUGUGCACUGCUUGUUCUGACAUACCUACCAUCCACUAAAUAAUGGAAAGGUUUUCAUAAAUAACUUCAUCUUUUUAUAAGAUCAAAAAUUUACACCUUUAUUAUUAUUUUUUACUAGAUACCUACAAAAUGCUUUGGUGUAGACCUAAGUUAAUUCUAAUACAUUUAAAGCUAAUCUCAAUGCUUUAUUACUUUAACAUUUAACAAUCCCUUUUCCAAUCCCUUUUCACUUAUUUCUGCCAUUUAAAAAAAAAAAUUAAAUACUUCAUAAACGUGUGUAUAAGCUCACCUGUUCUGCAUGUUCUUCUAUGUGCAAUAUUUCUAACUCUGUUUUUGAGAAAUGUUUUACAUGUUGUUUUAAUUACCUUGCUUGGUUUAUUUUAACAAAGUCUGGUGGCGUGAAUAUAUGAAAACUAAAAUGCCAAUUCUUUUUUUGGCGGUGGGAGGUUAAAUUAAACUUGAUAUUGUUAAAGGAAGUGAGAACUAUUAAAUUAGCAUUUGUAAUAAUUUACUUUUUGUAAUUUUGUAAAAAAAAAUGAUACUUUUAUUUUAAGGUUCUACUUUUGUAUGUAAUAUACUGACAUGUGGCACAAUCUGUCAGAAGCACAUCCUGCUUUUAUCUCAUUGAAAUUUGGGAAAAAGCCCUACCUCCUUCAUCUUUUUUUUUUUUUGAACUUUAGCAGGAUAGAGUUCUCAUAUGUUG
Pseudonaja textilis is the source of this 9563-nucleotide messenger RNA. RefSeq names its product solute carrier family 49 member 4 (gene SLC49A4). Gene Ontology annotation, biological process: transmembrane transport. Gene Ontology annotation, molecular function: transmembrane transporter activity. Lineage: Eukaryota; Metazoa; Chordata; Lepidosauria; Squamata; Elapidae. Gene Ontology annotation, cellular component: intracellular membrane-bounded organelle; membrane. The record is from RefSeq and is a predicted model, not a curated record.